AAUUAUAAGUCACAACGAAUAUAAUUCCUCUUUUUUUUUCCCUCUUUACUCCACUUCUCUUUCUUCUCUACUAAACUAUCACACACAUGAAUGUACUUUACCCUCACCUUUCGACUUUAUUUUCAUUAUGGACCUCUCUUGAUGUUGAUGCUUGUACAAUAAAUAAAAAACUCGAAUCUGUCAUUGCAGAACUAGAAAGCUUAAUUUCACAAGAACGAAAAGAAAAGACUCUAUUAUCGGCAAAUAUUGAAGACGUCUUGGCAAAUAUCGAAUAUGCAUCCAACUUAUUAGGAGUCUCACUUGAGAACAUGUUAAAUACGAGUAUCGUGGAUGAUAACUUUACUCUCUCUCCAGAUAUGUUGACCAUUUACAACAGUUUAAAUCCGACUUAUCCUAAAGAGAGAGCUUUAAUCGAGUUGGACUCUAGACUGAGUCAUGAAAUAUCGAUUCGACAGUUACAUGUAACAGACUGGUUAUCGCUAAUUCAGAAAUUAUGUAAAGAACUGGUAAUCCCAUUUAAAUUCAAGGAAACUGAGGAGUAUCUCAAUCAAGAUCUUUCUUGGGCAACCAUACAAUUAAUUAGUUGCGAAGUACGUGACUUGCAGGAAACAAGAAGUUCAAGACUAGUAAAAUUUGAUAUGCUUGUCAAGACAAUUCAUUAUUACUGGCAUAUUUUGAACUAUGAGAAGACUAACCUGGACCCUAUUGAAGUGUCAUUAGCUGCCUUAUUUGAGAACUUUCCAUUAGAUAUCGACAUUUAUAACAUCACAACGCAAGAUGCUGCAUUUUCAUAUUACGAACAUCCUACGAACGAAUUAAAAUUAUCCCAGGAUACAUUGGACAUUCUUUAUACCAAAAACGAAGCAUUAAAGUCAAUAUUUGAUCAAAGAUAUCAGUUAUAUCACAAGUCUGUAAUCAAAGUAAAGGCUGUCUGGGAAGAAUUCAAUAUUCCAAUAUUAGAACGACCCACGAUACCAACAUCCCUAAGUAACAAAGAUAUGCAAACACUUAAAAAUAUUGUCGAUAGUAUCGAACCGUUAGUAAAAAGUGUGUUCGAUAAAUACAUCCAACAGUUCAAGGACCAAUUAAUACCCUUAUGGGAUGCUUGUCUCCUAUCAGAAAUAGAACGAAAGGAAUUCAUAACAUCCCUUUAUGAUAAAAAUACAAAAUUGGAAAUCAAGGCCGAAGUGGAUAAUCACAUGACCUAUUUAAAAAGUAUUCACUAUGAGGGACAAGCCUUAAAAGCCCUGAUGAAAGAACGGAAGGAUUUAAUACAGAAAAUGAUUGACUUUGAAAAAACUGCCUCUGAUCCCAAACGUCUCUUUCAGGCGUCAUUUCGUUUAAUUGAAGAAGAAAAAUGGCGUAAUACAUGUUUACCUCGCUUGUUACAAUUGGACCGUGCCUUGAUUAAAGCUAUUGGAGAGUUCGAAAAAUUGGCUGGUAAGCCAGUUAUGAUUGGAGAGCGUCGAUACCUUGAUACCUUGUUGGAUGAAAUUGCAGAUAGAGAAGCAAAUCAGACUUUCUUCGGUUUUCUUAGUUCCGAACCAGUGGAUCGACCCGUCUCCAAGCGCAUGAAAAACAGACCCGCAUCUGUUGGAAGCAUUGGCUCAAUCGUUGUACAAAACAAAAAACCACAAUUAAAAUCACGGGCCGUCUCAGCCAUUAUCACGACCAGUAAUAACAACAUGCCUAAAAAGAUCAAACCAUCACAAUCUAUGCCCCUAAGUAAAAAGCAACAACAGUUACAAAAAAAAUCCUCUUCUUCAAGGAAAAAUAGCAAUACGCCUGAUAACACACCUAAUACUACGGACUUGACAAAUGAUGAUCUUUACUCCACCACUGCAUAUAUCAAUUCAAAUAUAACCCUCACAAAAGCAUUCAAACCCCAACGUGGCGGUAGCCAAAUGUCUUCCAUGAUACCCAUCGCUUCUAGAACAGCACUUACCUCAACUAAAUCUCUUUAACGAAAUAAAAAAAAAUCUGCAUUAUCCUAUAAAUGGGAUUUAAAACAUAAGC
This is a messenger RNA of Mucor mucedo, 2016 nucleotides long. Its product is annotated as microtubule associated protein-domain-containing protein. The transcript is spliced from 12 exons. Gene Ontology annotation, molecular function: microtubule binding. Gene Ontology annotation, biological process: mitotic spindle midzone assembly; microtubule cytoskeleton organization. NCBI's taxonomy places the organism in Eukaryota, Fungi, Mucoromycota, Mucoromycetes, Mucorales, Mucoraceae. Gene Ontology annotation, cellular component: spindle; mitotic spindle midzone; cytoplasm. The coding region runs from base 87 to 1964 and encodes 625 amino acids. The record is from RefSeq and is a predicted model, not a curated record.